Messenger RNA from Dalotia coriaria, 1396 nucleotides. Its product is annotated as keratin, ultra high-sulfur matrix protein-like. The record is from RefSeq and is a predicted model, not a curated record. Bases 64 to 1302 code for a protein of 412 amino acids. The transcript has 2 exons. Lineage: Eukaryota; Metazoa; Arthropoda; Insecta; Coleoptera; Staphylinidae.
UGUGUUACAUGUUAGUCAAAAUUUAAGUGUGAAAUUUGUGAAGGAUUUAAAUUUCUGUUUGAGAUGAGUUGUUCAGAUAAACGGCGCUCGUUGCUGUACAAGCUGAAGACGCUCGUCGAUCAGAUUGACGAUAGAUGUUGCGCACCUUGCGGGCCGUGUGGCCCUUGCAAUCCGUGUGGCCCAUGCAAUCCUUGUGGGCCUUGUGGUCCAUGCGGGCCAUGUAAUCCGUGCGGAUCAGGUGGACCUUGCCAACCGUGCGGUCCCUGCGGUCCCUGUGGACCUUGUGGACCAUGUGGACAGUGUCCACCACCACCUCAAUGUCAGCCGUGUGGCCCUUGUGGACCCUGUGGGCCGUGCGGUCCUUGUGGACCUUGCGGUCCCUGCGGACCUUGCCCAUCAAAUGGGCCGCCCCAAUGCUGUUCUCCAUGCACCGGACCUAUUCCACUGCCACCAUCUAUGAAUUCAAACCCUUGCGGUGGGUGUAAUAUUGGCAGCCCUCCAGUAUGCUUACCACCGGUGUGCCCAGCGCCAUGCUGCAAUAUCUGCACACCCAGUCCUGGCGGCUGUCCAUCGCCAAUGCCUAACUGCUGUCCUGGUAGCUGCCCUCCACCAUGUCCUGCACCUGGUGGCUUCUGCCCGCCAAGUCAAUGUGGUCCACCCUGUUGUAUGCCGUGCCCGCCUUGUGGCGGAGGAAUGCCGAGCUGUGGCCCCCCAAGUUGUGGCCCACCAAGCUGCUGCCCACCACCGACGGUAUGUUGCAAACGGACCAAAUCUAGAGAGCUACGUGCGAGCAUUAUGCUCAUUGGCUGUGAUUGCAUUAAGCACAACGGCCUGCAGGACCACUGCCCACGCACAGAAUGCCGCGGCUCGCCCUGCUGCCGCACGCUGCCGGAUGCGUCAUGCUGCCCAGCGCUGGAGAACUAUAGCAAACUGUUUGCGCAAAUGGGUGGCAAGCAGCUACGCGAGCCGUCGAAUUGCUGCGGGGCAAUGCCUACAUGCCCACCGCCGCCAUGUGGUCCACCAUGUGGGCCGUGUGGACCGUGUGUACCGCCAUGCUCGCCAUGCAUGCCGCCAUGUGGACCGUGCUCACCCUGCGGUCCCCCAUGUGGGCCAUGCCCACCAUGCAGUCCACCAUGUGGGCCGUGCUCACCGUGCAUGCCACCGAAUCUUAUUUGCGGUACCGGUUGCUGCCCGAUGCCGUGCUGUCCAACCGGUCCAUGUGGUCCAUGCGGUCCAUGCGGUCCUUGUGGUCCAUGCGGUCCUUGCGGUCCAUGCUGCAUGCCUUGUCCUUGUCCAUGUUAGGCUAAAAUCAAACAUCAUACUCAUUCGUCACACAUUGGCUCAUCGUGAUAUGUUUAGAAUAAAAGAGAGUAUUUAAUUGCGUAAACAGAUAUAA